Messenger RNA from Dermacentor andersoni, 13267 nucleotides. Its product is annotated as diacylglycerol kinase delta. Gene Ontology annotation, biological process: phospholipase C-activating G protein-coupled receptor signaling pathway. The record is from RefSeq and is a predicted model, not a curated record. Lineage: Eukaryota; Metazoa; Arthropoda; Arachnida; Ixodida; Ixodidae. Gene Ontology annotation, molecular function: protein binding; ATP-dependent diacylglycerol kinase activity. Gene Ontology annotation, cellular component: plasma membrane.
GCGAGUUUGCACGAGCCGAGCAGACGACGGGCAAAGAGGAGUUAGUCGCGGGGGGAACAUGGCGUCGGGAGCCGAUGUUGCUGUCGGGGAUUCUGAAAACGACAAGCAACGCGGCGGUUCUGGCGAAAAGUGCGGCUCGGACCCGGCCACGGAGGACUCCUCCGAAAGCGACGGCGACGCCCAAUCGACCAAGGCAUUCCACCGGCGAAUUUCCACCUCAAAAGCCAUCAAAAACGGGGUAUGCGUGAAGGAGGGAUGCCUACUGAAACAGACAAGUUCAUUCCAGAGGUGGAAGAAGCGAUACUUCCGACUCAAGCCGCGGAAACUUUACUAUGCAAAAGACACCAAGUCUGUGAUUUUCGAGGAGAUUGAUCUCACCGAGCUCAGCGUGGCCGAAUGCAGUACAAAGAAUGCAAACCACAGUUUUCAGAUUAUCACGCCCUUCCGGAGGAUCAUCUUGUGCGCCGAGACGAGGAAAGAAAUGGAGGAUUGGAUUUCGGCCCUGAAGAGCGUCUGCAACAAGGAUUUCUACGAGGGCACAGAACACCAGCAGGAUUUUCUGUCUGGGCAGCACAACUGGUACGUGACGUCUCAUGCACGUCCCACCUAUUGCAAUGUUUGCAAGGAGGCCCUGUCAGGUGUGACUUCCCAUGGCCUCUCCUGCGAAGUUUGCAAGUUCAAGGCACACAAAAAGUGUGCGCUCAAGUCUCCAAACAACUGCAAGUGGACAACAUUAUCAUCUGUAGGAAAAGACAUUAUUGAAGACGAGGAUGGGAGCCUGACCAUGCCCCAUCAAUGGAUGGAGGGCAACCUGCCUGUCAGCGCAAAAUGCUGUGUCUGCGACAAAACUUGCGGCAGCGUUCUCAGGCUUCAGGAUUGGCGAUGUCUUUGGUGCAGAGCGACGGUGCAUUCGGCCUGCAGGUCCCAAUGCCCCGUGCAGUGCCCUCUUGGUGUCUGUAGGGCUUCGGUGAUUCCCCCAACGGCACUAUACAGCACUGGCGCUGGGUCUGAUGAGCCGUGGGAAGCAGUGGUGCCCACUCGUCGGGGCAGCAUGGGAGCAGCCACAGAUCCAUCUCAGCAGGGCCAGCCAGGCAGUACACCCUUGCUGGUAUUUGUCAACUCCAAGUCUGGUGACAACCAAGGAGUCCGGUUCAUCCGACGCUUCAAGCAGCUUCUCAAUCCAGCUCAAGUCUUCGAUCUCAUGAAUGGAGGUCCCAGCCUUGGGCUGCGCAUGUUUCGGGCAUUUGUGCCCCUGCGGGUGCUUGUGUGUGCGGGAGACGGCAGCGUGAGCUGGGUGCUGAGUGAGAUGGACCGGCUGUCACUGCACCGGCAAUGCCAGACGGGCGUGCUGCCACUGGGUACGGGAAACGACCUGGCACGUGUGCUGGGAUGGGGAUCGGUCUGUGAUGACGAUGCACAGUUACCGCAGCUGCUUGAGAAGUACACCCGUGCAGCCCCACGGCUCCUUGACCGGUGGAGCAUAAUGACUUACGAAGGGACCAUGCCACUACCUUCCAGAAAGAUUUCCAUGCCAUAUGACCAAAUCGCUGUCUAUGAAGACUCUGUGGUUGCUCAUCUUUCACAGAUACUUCACUCUGAUCAGCAUUCAGUGGUGAUCUCAUCAGCAAAGGUCCUCUGUGAAACUGUGAAGGACUUCAUUGCCAAGGUAGGUGCUGCCGACCCUUGCAGUGCCAAUGAAGUUGACAAGGACUCCAUAUCACACAAGUGCAAGGUUCUCAACGAAAAGCUGGACUCCUUGCUGAAGACUCUGAAAGAAGAGUCGCUGGCCAUUGAGCAGCCUGAGCCGGAGGCUCAGGUUGGCAAGAAGGAUCUCGAUGGUGACGAGGAUGAGAAUCGAACAAGCCCAACCCUCAAAUCAACAAAGGCAGCAUUUAUACAACGAGAAGCUCUCAUGUUGAGAGCAAACAGCCUCAAGAAAGCAGUCCGGCAGAUCAUUGAGCACACUGAAAGAGCCGUGGAUGAACAGAAUGCCCAGACCAAAGUGCGAGAAGAGAACAUUGUUGCGGAGAACAAGAAUCGGAGCACAGAACAAGUUUAUCAGGAUGGAGAGAGUGGCCGCGAGGUGCAGGCACCAUGGGUGGCGGUUGCAGUCAUUGAAGGAAGCACCCAAGUGGCAGAUGCUGAGUCAGCUGACACAGCAGAACUUCCUGUGCUGACGACAAGUUUCCACGAGUCAUCCGAAUGCUGGGACCCCUGGGGCAUUGCAAUGGGACAAAGUGUUGGUGCACCACUCAAGGACACACUGCAGGUGACUCUGGCCACUAUCGAGGGUGGUCUGAGUGCAGACAGCUCCCCAUGUCCAUCUCCACGCUCACUGAUGGCCACCCCUUCACCAAGUCCAUCACCGUGCAGCGUGUCACCACAACCACCAUCGUCCAAGGAAGAGAGUGGGCAGCACCAGGAAAGGCGCAGGUCAUCUCUAAGUCCAUCGUCUUUGCAUCCGACCAGCCUUGCACUGACACCCACUACUGAGGAAGAUGAGGACCGGUCGUGGGGAAGUCCGCAGAGGGCCCAGCGAAAGAACAAAGGAGAAAGCAAGAAAAGCUCAGCAUCCAAAGUAGGCAGCAGCGCUGUGACCGCACAGUCACCCACUGGCUCCCGACGCAUCAGCAGCGGAAGCACUCUGAAACACCUCGGCCUUUCACUGCUUCCCGGUGAGCGGAGCCCAUCGGAAGAACACCCACCCUCUACUAUGCAUCCAUCAAGCACUUCUCAACACCACUCACUGCAACAACAGCAGCAGCAGCAGCAGCAGCAGCAGCAGCGCACCUUCCCCAUCAUCAACCCACUGGCAUCGCUGCCCAUGUGGCCCAACCUGAACCGGGAGAGUCUGGUGGGCAAGGUGCUACUGGCCAAUGCUGAUGCACUCUGCGCGGCUGCCUCUCCUUUGAUGGAUGUCGAGGAAGUCUCAUUGGAAGGCUUUGAAGAAAAGUGUGUCAUGAACAACUACUUUGGCAUUGGUCUGGAUGCCAAGAUCACUCUUGAGUUUCACAACAAGCGGGAGGAGCAUCCUGAAAAGUGCAGGUCUCGCACCAAGAAUCUGAUGUGGUAUGGUGUUCUGGGUGGAAAAGAGUUGUUGCAACGUACAUACAAGAAUUUGGAGCAGAGGGUGCAGUUGGAGUGCGAUGGGCACCGCAUUGCAUUGCCUUCCCUACAAGGCAUUGUCGUUCUCAACAUACCCAGUUAUGGUGGUGGCUCCAACUUCUGGGGUGGAAGCAAGGAAGAUGAUGUCUUUUAUGCGCCAGCCAUAGAUGACAAGAUACUCGAAGUUGUUGCCGUCUUUGGUACCGUACAAAUGGCAGCAUCCAGGGUCAUCAACUUGCAGCACCACAGAAUUGCACAGUGUCGCUCAGUCCGCAUCACAGUGACCGGGGAUGAAGGGGUGCCUGUUCAAGUGGACGGCGAGGCUUGGGUCCAGCCGCCAGGCUAUAUUUGUAUUGUGCACAAGAACCGCACCCAAAUCCUGUGCCGCAACAGGUGUGAUGCCAGCAUGAAGCUGUGGCAGGAGCGACCGAGGCACUUCCCAACUGGGCGCCACAGCCAUUACCACCAUCACCAUUACCAUCACAGGGGCUCCCUGACUGAGGAGGAGGCCCAGCAGCUCACUGCCUUCAUUGAGGCAGUCUCCAGCCUUGUCCGAAUAAUCAAGACAGCAUCAGCUAUGAAUGCCGUUGUAGAACAUGAGCUGUUCUUGGCCGCCUCUCAGACUUCCUCCGCAAUUGACCAUGUCUUUCCUGGAGGUCACUUGGUAGAGAAUAUGCAGACACGGCAGCUUAUCUGUGACCUGGUGGCUAGCGUCCGGCAGCUGUGCCAAGAGACAAGAAUAUUUGCCUCUGAGAAACUUGAAGAAGCGAAGCUGCCCCCACAGUUGGAGGAAAAGUUGAUUUCUAUGACUGCUACUGUCGAAGACGAGUUGCGCAAGUGCUUUGACUUACAAGGCACAGGAGACGAUGAGCAAGAACAUAAGCGUCCUCGGAGUCUGUUCAAGCUGAAACUGAAGCGUUCCAAGACAACUGCUUCAUCCUCAUCAUCUUCCACGUCGGUGACUCAGCCACCCACCAGGACAGAACCGUCCCUCUCGAUCAGUAGCGGAGGUGGAACGACUGACGAUGGCUCAGCAGGUCCCAUUAGUCUAGUUCCAUGCAAGAGCGGGGCCAAUUGCGGCACACCAGAAUCUGCCACCUCUCCUCCUCCCCCACUGUCCAAGUCACCAACUGUAGCACCCAAGUCACCAGCAAAGUUGUCGCAGCAUGGAUCUCCAGAAAAGUUGGCUAUCGUCGGUUGUCGGCCAACUGCCUGGUCAGCAGAGCAAGUGGCAAGCUGGCUGGCAGAGAUCCACAUGCGAGAGUACCAGGACCACUUCCUGCGGCACGACAUUCGUGGCGCUGAACUGCUCAGCCUAGAGAGACGUGAUCUCAAGGAGCUGGGAAUCACCAAGGUUGGUCACAUCAAGCGAAUUCUUCAGGCAGUGGCAGACCUAAAGAAGCUUUAGCAAUGACCCACAGCAUCAUCUGAGCCUGACUGUCAUGAAGGAAGGCAUUGUAUGGAAAGAGUUUCUGCAGCCAGCAGGUGAAAGUCAUACGUGUUGGCAGCAAGGAAGCCAUAUCAGACAGGCCGGGCUGCCAAAACACUGGGACCACUAAGGGCAGGAUGCGAAUACAGUGCCGCCGAGGCCUGACGACAAUCUAGCUCUUGCUAUAAGUGUGGGCCCUGCCAUGUAGUUGAAUGCAGUCAACUGACAUUCCAUCACGUACUGUGCUAGUCGCCCGGGGCCAUUUUACAUAAUUGUUUUCUGGCAAUGCACUGUGGUGGCUGAAAAAGUGGCACCAUCUUUUUGUUAUUGUUGUUCCAUUGCACAAGUGUAAUUGGGCUGCUCCAGCUUUGCUUCACACUGAGGUCUACUGCCACGUGUUGACUCUUUUGCCGUAAUUGGCCAACACAGCCUUCGACACCAUCACAAAAACCCAUUCUUUGCAAGCAACAAAUAAAACUGUCUGCCAAUAACUUUCAUUCCACUGUGAAUACCAGGAGUGAUAACUUUGUACAGCAUUACACAAAGCACAAUGGUUACUAGACUAGUUUGAUCUGCAGUGUACGAUGGGCUUUUUAUUGUACGGCAUACUAGUGGAAGCCAAGUGGAACAGUUCCAAAACAGUGGUGUGCACAGAAUGUCGGUUGUUUGCCUGGGAGUGCUGAUGUAAUUAGUGGAUUUCCUUUUUUUUAUAUUUUGCGCCUGGUACUUUGUACAUCUUCAUAACAUUUAAUAUUGGAUCACACUCAGAUGUAAGACUGAAUGUGUGUAUUUAUUGCUACAUCCUUGCGAGUGCCUGAACAAAUUACAAUGCUUAAGCUCGAGACUGUGCAUAUUUUGCUGUUGUUUUUGUUUUACACAAACUAGCUACUUAUUUCAUGUUAAUGUGUAAGCUAAUAGUCUAAGGGUACCUCUUAAAGGAAAAGGGAGUGCAGGUGGCCUAACAAGGAAUGUUCCAAGAUGUUUCACUGACACAACGUUUGACUUGAGUAUUAGGAGAGAAGGUGUGAGGACUAGUACUUGCAGUAUCUGUGUACUUUUAUUGCAAUGGGCAGUUUCCAAAAUUCUGAAACUUGAUUGCCAUGCAAAGCUUUCAUUAAACCCAAAACGUCUUCUGCACAGGAAAUAUGUCUAUUCCAAGCAUAGACUAGUGCUACCAAAGUGCAACUAGGCAAAUUCUGGUGUAUGAAAUUGUCACUGAGUUUCUUUUGUGCAUAUAUUUUUUUAAAUUAUCUAAUAUAGUGUUCUGCAGCUCUAACUCUCAAGCAGCUGCUCUCCAAGAUGAAUCUACAUUGAUGCUAUCCUUGUUUUUCUACACUGCCUUCAGCUAGCAGCCUUUAACACAGGCUGCAACUCACACGACCUCCAAGUGUUGAAAAGGGAAAUCAACUUAUAGAGGUCAGAUAGACGUAGAAACCUUUUGUUUGUUGCUAUGAAUGCAAAAGUGUGCCUGUGGACAAGUUUUUGGGUGAUACGAAGCCUUGCAGGGAGUGUAGAGUUGCAGGAUUCUGCAAAUUGUCCACUGACACUGCUGAACUGAACAAUACUGCUGCAGAUUUUGAAGGCUACAUACCAUAAGCAUAACCGGUUUGGUUAGAAUUUUAUUCAUGUAACGGAAGGAUUAAAAAAAAAAAAACAGCCUUCAAUAACUGCAGGUGCAUACUACCGAAUGCUGUAUCUAUCUCAAAUCAGCUUUUGAAACCAUUGUGAAAAAUCUAGCACAGCAUAUGAUCCCACAUUGGCCUGGCAAAAGCAUAUGUUAAGGCUCUCUGUGUGUGAAGUACUGAUACUCUUUUAACAAUGGAAGCAUACACUACUGGAAAUCUGUGUGGAGUGCGAAUUUUAUUGCUGCAUAUCCUUAUGCUGCGGAGAACUGAUCUGUUGUUGACCGGAUUCCACGUGCAUACUAAGCUCCAUAAAACUAUUUGAAACAUUCUUCAUAAAGAUGCCUAAUGUGCCACUCUCUUUAGUUUUGGAAAAGAACAGCUGCUCCCAGGAUCCUAUUUGUUCAAACUUAGUCACUACAGUAUAAUUACUGGUUGGUCAAUAUUGGUGGUAUGCAUCUCAAAAGCAAAGUCAAAUUGCCUUUCCAGUGUUCUCUUGUGAGUGAGCGCAUGUGUACAGCUCUCUGUCAGGGUUGCACCUCAUGAUGCACGUGUGCCACCUUGUCCCCACUGUCUCUCGUGUCGAGGAACUCUUGUACUUGCACAUUGCCAGCGAUACCACUUGUGCCAACCUGCACUUGUAUCAGUGGAACCCAUUACUACAUGUUAUGCCAAGCCCAAAGAUCCCUGCACCUCACUCACACAUAUGCAUCCACUUAUUCUUGUGGCUGCCAAGAGUACUGGGUGUGGUAGUGUGUAAGCACCUGUGUUGAGAAGUAGCGUUUGUUCCUCUUGUGUGUUUGCACUGGUGUCAUGUCUUGCCUAAGGGUUAGCUUUUUUGGGGGGUGACCUUGCACUGCGGUGCACUUCCUGCAGUGGUGCUGCUCUUCAUCUGAACGAGCCUCAUGGCGAAUGUAGUUUUGGCCACUUGGGUCAGCUAAGCAAACUCUGUGCUAUUAAAGAAUAAUUUUAAUGCAAGGGGCGACAUCAGCCAUCCUGAGAAAAAGAAGGGGCGAAAGCAAGGGCGAUACAUAACAAAUGUAGUAGCAUUUCUGAUCUUACUAGAGUUUUCUAUGGCGGACUCUGAGCACUUCUCAAAUAGUUUGACACCGCAACAGUUGGCAUGAUUAAAAUGUCUAAAGCUUUGUGGUUAUGUACUUAAAUGCAGAAUAUUACCAGCACCACUUAUCUUGUUGAAGUACCCAGAGCAAUAGAAGCUUGGCUGCCUGCUGUUGGCAUGACAUGUGACAAAAGCAUAUUACAUUGCAAUCCUUCAUGUAGCACUGCCUUGUUCAUGCAAAAUGCGGUGUUUAGAAACAGUGGAAGUGUGAGUGUGGAAGAGUUUUUGCAAAUUAUCAAAAUAAUAAUGUUUUAAUGCAAUUUUGCAAUAACGAUACUAACUGUAUAUAUAAGUGUAGUUGGCUUCAAAGCUUUGUCUCAGCAGACAAGCCAAGUCAAAAGCAUCAACUACAUCUUUCAUUAUUAAACAUUUUAUUUUCAGCACUCCGAAUUGCAACAGAGUGCUAGGUAUUGUUAUUGAAGAAGUAGUACUGAGAAUAUAUAAUCAUCAUGCAAUAACAUAACUUACCCAUAUUGUAAUUCUGCAAUUUUCAUUUCGCACCUUUCUCUACCUUUCUCAGUUGCAUUGCAUCAAUUUGUGAAACUACAUUCAUGGAAUCAGUUUCACCCGACUUGCAAACAGCAGAAGGUAAUUUAACACAAGGUGUAUUGUACACUAACCAGUGAGGUGCUAGUCUCCCCAUAGCAAACCUUAUUACAUCUAAACUGCUAAUGAACCAGCAAACAAGCAUCCACAAAAUGUAGAUAGAUUGAUUAAGACAGCCUACAACUUUGAUUAAAGCUUGAUCAUCUUUUGUACAAUGAUUGUAGCUGAAUUGGAAUGUACUUUUUUUUUUUAACAGCUAGGAAAUGUGAGUAAAUUCAACAACCCAAUCAUGUUCAUUUACCAUUGGACAUGUGCAGAUCUUUUGGAAACAAAUUCCAAGAUACGGUUCUCCAUGUCAUGUGUUUGAUGCCUUCCUGCAGGGGGCAUGUGUACCACGCUUAUUGCAGGGUAAUUCAUUUGUACCAAAUAUGUAAUGCCUUCUUUCCAGUGUAUAAAUACAUACCUUCUAGCUGGCCCACAAUUUUGAGCAGGCAUGUUUUAUAUGACUCAGGGUUGCACUGCACGCAGAUGACAAAUGCUCACGAACAAAAAGGAAGCCUUGUGUUUCGCUUCGGCUUUACUGUUGGACAGUACUGGGUAGUAGUGUAACUAUGAGGCAAGUUCUUUUGCCAUUCUGCUCCCAUAUGCUAUGGGUGACCAUGCAGUAUAGGGGAACUAGGGUUAGUGGUAAUGCAAGAGGUUGUAGUGAACCAGACAUUGUGAGAAGCACUGCAGAAAGGUUGAAGGAAUGUGUUGCACGCUUAGAGCACUCCCUGUGCAUUAGCAGAUGUAUGUGUCAUAACCAUGGUACAAAGGUAGAAAACUCUUGGAUGGCCAAAGGUAGAGGGCCUCCUUGCUGCAACUGGUGGGUGACUGACCUUGAGUACUAAAGCAGUUUUCUUUUAUGUGACUUUUCAGUUGCUAUGCUAGGCUAAAUGCCUUGAAAUCAGUGCCUUUAUCUGGCAGUGCCGCUUUUGUCUUAUCAGAAUGCUACUGACAUGAAAGGAAAGGAAGUAGAACAAAGUGGUGCAGUAAAUCCUCACAAUUUUGUAUUGACGAUUCAUGGAGAACAAAGGUUGUCUCUUGUGGCUUGUGCUCGCAUAAAGGUGUGUGUGUUAGAGUAGUCUUUUUCUUUAAAAAAUGUUGCUGAUGGCAUCUGACAGCUUCUAAAAGCACUCUUCUUCUUUCCUUCACUUUCUUUAUUUUUCCAGGUUUAUCAUGCUAUGGGCUGGCGAGAGGCACAAUUGUAUGUUAUAUAUCCCUCUAAAUUUCAGCUCUGCUGCUUCAAUGUACAAAUAUCGCUGAAAACAAAAUUAGACAGAACAAGGCACUGUCAUGUGCUUUGUAAUGCAAAUACUUUCAAAAUUGUAAUAUUCUAUUAUGAAGGCUUUAAGUGUUCUUAUUCUCGCUCGACAGACACUGUAGUGUGGCAUAUCAAGUGUGUCUCUCGCAGCUUGUGGCACUUCAUUUUAGCACAGUUACUUUAGAGAUUCUGUUCUGCAUUAGCUCACAUGUUGCAAAAAUUUUGUUCAAUACACUACAUUUAUGCACAAUCCAAGUUCAUCUUUCAUUGAGACUAGAUGAAGCUUCACUUUAGCAUGUUUAAUCAUUCCGCAUGAGACCACAUGGAAAAGUUGUCUUGGAGGUGUUUGCUCACCGGACAACACUCUUGUCACUGGCCUGUUUGAAUGUUACCUCCUGUUAAUGUCAUUCUUUGAGAAAGAAUAUCCACAUUUCUCUGUUAUAUAGCAAAUUUUGGUCACUAGCCUUUCCUUGUACACUGGUAAGGACCCUUACAGUCAUUGCCAGAAAUACGGUGUUCCACUUUCCUCUCACAUCUUCUCUACACUCCCAGAAUAUAUAGCUUCCGACUGUCACAUCAAGCGUGACACAUGUCACACACAAGCACAUAAUGCAGCAGCAACAGUAGCACUCGCGUGAGUGUGCAGGAGUGCACGCUGUUUAUCGCCGGCGUGAACAUACUUGUCUUGUGAACAUUUUCUGCACCUCCAUGGGGUCUCCAGUUGCAUUUUUCACCAUGUACCCAUCUCCACAUGGUCAAAUUUCCUGUAGCAGACUUAGUUGUUCAGUGAAUAAUGUGUACUUCUGUACGUUGCUGACAUUAUAUAAGCAUUAUGCUGACGGAUGGUCGAAGAAAUUAAGAGUGAGGUGCCUUCGGUAUGGUUAAAGUUCUUUUGGGGUGAGACCAUGCAUCUGGGCAGCUUGACCUGUGUCACCAUCUAGUGGUAGUAGCAGGGAGCAUGCGCUAUCUGUACUUCAUUUUAAAAUCAACUUGUACAUAGUACUUUGCUAAUUAUGAGGCUCCUUGACUCUCAAUUUAAAGGAGCGAUAGGAAAACGCACGAUCAGCUAAACCAUAUUGGUCAAUGACAAAAGCACUCUCAAAAGCAAUUUGACCACAGACUGUAUGUAUAUGUAGUAUAUAUCCUCUGUGCUUGCUGUCAUGUGAAGUUGGCAAGGCCACGGUAUGCCCAUCUUUGGCAUUGACUUGCACUGGGGCGAAGUUUCUAUGAGGCAGAUGAUGACAUGAAAGGACACUUAUGUAGCUAUAGCACUGCGAUACAUGUUUCAAGAGAGUAAAAAAAUUUAUUAAAAACUAGUAACACACAUCAUGCAGAAGGACUGUAAUUGCCUCAGGCUGUAAUAUCGAUUGCACAAGAUAGAGUUCACUUGUGAUUGUGGGUAGCUUGUUAUGUGCAAAUGUGGUCAGGGAUACUCUUGCCCACAACACAUCCUAUCAGUCAAGGUGCCAUGAAGUUGUAAUGUCUGUAGGGGUAAAUUAUCAGCAGCAUUUGCAUUGUUCCAAGAAAUAUGUAACCACCUCUCUUCCUUCCAGCGAAUGCAACGUAUCGUGCAAUUUCCUAAAUCUGUCACACUUGUCUAGCUCAUAACACAUAUGCUUUAUGUCAAUUAUGCACUCUGUAUUACUGCAGCAUCAUUGACACAUACCACUUUCUCAAGGAAAAUAUUCUUGUGGCUGUCAACAUAGGCUGUCAGACAGCAUUCCCGUGUGUGUGCAUUACAAGCAGUCACACAGCAUGGCACUUCUGGUACAGAACACAAUGGCUAACCAUGUGAUUUGAAAUAAAAGAAAAGGUGGUUUGGGAAGCAUCAUGUUAGAGACCAGCUUCUUUGUUUUUGUGUGCGUGUGUGUACAUGGCAACUUUACUCUAAUUUUCAAACUAGUGGUGGUUAUUUCUGCUUUUCUUGAAGGGAUACGAAUGAUGAAUGUUAUGUUAAACUAGACUGGUAAGAAAUUACAUAUCACAAGAUUUGGGCAUUCACUCAGGAGCAGUUAAUAGUUUAUCUAUGAACAAGGGCUACAUUGCAUUCUAAGAGAACCAAAAACUUUAACUAGUGCUAUUUAAAGUUUCCUUACAUUGUAAGAAAGUUUUCUUAACCAAUAUGAUACAGACAUGUAAAUAGCACUUUGUGAAAUCUGUGACCUCAUACAAACAUACCAGCACCACAUGUAGGUGAAACACACAGAAAUGGAAGCUUCACUAUUCAUUUUCUGAGCCAAUAGCCAACUGUUUUCUGUCAGAUAAAUGCAAAUCAAGCCUUAAAAAUACCUCACCAGACUAAACUUAGUGUUUAGAGUCCAUUUAAUUUCUUCUUCUUGCCAGCUGGUAUACUUUGUUCGUGAUAUAUACUAGUUUCCAUUCUGGCCAUGCUACACCCCACACCACAAGCUUAUCAAUAGUUCAGCGAGACAGUUCUCCCUGUGCACCUGCACAUGGGAAGAGCAGGUUAUAUGUAAGUACAUGCAGUACUGACCAAUCGUGCCUGUAAGAAGGGUGUACCCAUUGUUGUUGUUUUUUUCUCCUUUGCGUCAUGUUCACGAGUGCAGUGUGCACAGUCACCGGUAACAUUCCAUGAUGUUUCUUGUUUCCUGUACGGGGUGCACAUCUCAUUUUUCUCACUUUUGUUCUUUGUUCAGUCGAGACUUUAGCCUUCAUUGAUUAAAGAACAAAAGCUUAGUUGCAUAGCUGUCACUCAUUCUACCAUUGUACACCUCAGCAUUUAAAAAUCGCCCCACUUAUGAGUAUCAACAGCAUUGAUAAUGCCCUGUUUGUCAGAUCUCUCAAUGUUUUACUGUUCCAAAGACCCAACAUGUAGAAAGGGAUUUUAACCAGCUGCACUGUAAAAUCCCACUCAUUGUUUAUUUAGCAAUAGUGCAUGUUCCUUACAUGUUUGUGUAGUUUGAUGUAUGUAGGCUGUGUGCCCAGGCAUUUUUUGUAUCCGAUUGUGUGCUCGACAAGUACACGUUUGGUGCUGAUUGAGCAUUACUCAGAAAUCAAGCGAGGGAAUGUGCCAAAAGCGGUUUUGCUGAGACAGUACUAUUCACUUGCAUUAGGCCACUAAAAAAAAAAAAAAAAGAAGAAGCCAUGCAUCACCAGUUGUCCAUAUUUUGUAUGGUCAGCAUUGACUGAUUGAUCAAUCAACACUGAACAUGAACAGUUGGUAUUGCAUGGCUUCCUUCUUCUUCUUUCCUUUUCAAAUGGUUAAGAAAGCUAGCUUUUGACUAAAGAACUAUUGCACUGAACCCUAUGCAUUCUCAUGGCAUGCAUAUGCUUGAAAUAGUGGAACUUAUGCAUUACUUCUAGUGCAUUCAAUCCUCUUUCUUCUUUUUUUCACACUGUUCCAUGCAAGAUCAAGGUUUGUCUAAAUCUACAGUCCUUGCAGAGGGUGAUUACUCAUAUGUAUUUUACAUGUUCUCAGAAUUCAGGCUAAAAAUUACACUUCUUUACUGCUUACUUUGGCACACAUUUAGGGAGUGUGAAAGUGCAGCAUUGUAAAGGCUUUAGGGGUGCUAACAGUGACGCCCGUUUUCCUUACGCUCACACACAUACAUACACACACAUCCUUGGCAAAAAGUACAAACCGUAUGGGCAGAUACAUGGAAUCAUGUUGGCUAGCAACUCUUGUUGUAUACUGCUAAUAUGCUACUAUACUGCAGCUACUAUAUAUACGUGAACCUUACAUGCGUACUUGAGUGGUUUUCCAGCUGGCUGCUGGUCACUGUGUGAGUGUAUGCACUUUUUGAUGGCCAUAUGCAUAUGUGCGUGUCUGCUUCUUGUGUUUCCCUUUCUCUCUGUGUUUGUGUGUGUGCAUAUGCUUGCUAUAUGGUUGUUUGUAUGUGCUUGUAUGUAAAAGGAUCCCUGAAGAGUGUAAAGCACACUGCUUCUCUGCUAUUUCUCUGGGCAAAUACAGGAUGCUCAAAAGCAUUGGUAACUCAGCCUUCUCCCUUGUACCAGCGUUUUACUGGCACUGUGUAUGACUUCAGAUGUGCCCACUUUUCCCACUUUCAAGGUCUCUGCACUUUUUCAUAUACAAUCUCUUUCAUGGGAUCAUUUGGCUAGCUUUUCUUAUGUGUGCACUUUGUUUCGUUCGGUGGCAAUAAAUAACAUGCUUUAAGGCAAGA